Hibiscus syriacus is the source of this 2985-nucleotide messenger RNA. Its product is annotated as putative disease resistance protein RGA3. Gene Ontology annotation, biological process: defense response to other organism. Bases 67 to 2544 code for a protein of 825 amino acids. The transcript is spliced from 3 exons. The record is from RefSeq and is a predicted model, not a curated record. Gene Ontology annotation, molecular function: ADP binding. NCBI's taxonomy places the organism in Eukaryota, Viridiplantae, Streptophyta, Magnoliopsida, Malvales, Malvaceae.
CAUUUCAUCUCAUCUCCUCUUGCAAACAACCCAACACUUUUGCCUUCAUUUGUGUUUCAACCACCAAUGGCCGAAGCAAUUGCUUUCGACAUUGCCGCGGGGCUCAUUGCCAAAUUGGGCUCCCGUGCUCUCUCUCAAAUCGGACUGUGGUGGGAUUUCAAAGAUCAUCUCGAAGAUCUCAAACGCACCGUCACCAGAAUCCAAGCUGUGCUGCUUGACGCGGAAGAGCGAUCGGUGACCAGCAAUGUUGUCAAAGUUUGGCUUCAUGAGCUGAAAGAUGCACUGUAUGAUGCGGAAGACUUGCUGGAUGAUGUCCAUACUGAAGCCUUGCGGAAGGAUCUGAUGAGUGGGAACAAGCUGACCAAAGAGGUACGUGUUUUCUUCUCAAGCUCAAACCAGUUUGCUUAUGGUCGCAAAUUGGGUGGUAAAAUCAAGGCCAUUAAGGCCAGAUUUACUUCCAUUCAAAGUCAGACCAGUGAGUUAAAGUUGGUAGAGCGUGAUCUUUCCGUGGAAACUCCUUUCACGGCCAAAAGGAGGCGGCAUACGCACUCUUUUGUGGGUAAAGAAGAAAUAAUAGGGAGGGACGGUGAUAAAGCAGCUCUUCUAAAACUCUUGCUAGAAAAAGAGUUCCAUAGUGAAGAGAAUGUUAUCAUGGUUCCAAUCGUGGGGAUUGGAGGCUUGGGAAAGACUGCGUUGGCGCAGUUUGUCUAUAAUCAUGAAAGGGUUAGUGGUCAUUUUGAGUUGAGGAUGUGGGUUUGUGUUUCCAAUGUUUUUGAUGUAAAAACAAUAGUAGCGAAUAUUAUCAAAUCCGUGACUAAUCAAGCACCCAAUCAAAAUCUCGAGAUCGAUCAAUUGCAAACACAGCUUCGAGAUAAAAUUGAUGGGAAAAAAUACUUGCUUGUUUUGGAUGAUAUUUGGAACGAGGAGGGAGAACAAUGGUUUAGCUUAAAGAAGUUACUGAUGGGUGGGGCUAGAGGAAGUAGAAUAAUAGUAACUACUCGCUCUCAUAGAGUAGCAAAGGUUACUAGUAAAUGUCAACCCUAUGUUUUGGAAGGUUUGUCUGAUGAUGACGCUUGGUCUUUGUUCAAACAAAUAGCAUUUGAGCAAAGAGAUGCGGACUCAACAAAUCCAGUCUUUUUGGAAAUAGGAAAGCAGAUUGUGAAAAAGUGUGGCGGAGUUCCCUUAGUCCUAAGGACUAUAGCUAGUACGCUAUCCAUUAAGGAAACUGAAAGAGAGUGGCGUUCUUUCAAAGAUAAUGAACUUGCUAGGAUAUCUCAAAAAGAUGGUGAAAUUUUGCCUACACUCAAGCUGAGUUAUGACCAUCUUCCAGCCCAUUUGAAGCAUUGCUUUGCCUAUUGCAGACUGUACCCAAAAGAUUAUAUAAUCCAAGUACAAACACUUGUUCAACUUUGGAUUGCACAAGGUUUUGUAAAGCAAUCAGAGCCGAAUCAAUCUCUCCAAGAGAUUGGGUUGGAUUAUUUUAAAGAGUUAGCGGAAAGAAGUUUCUUUCAAGAUAUAGUAGAGUACAACGGCGCAGAAAUGACAUGUAAAAUGCAUGAUUUAAUGCAUGAUCUUGCUGAAUCAGUAGCAGGGAGUGAGAGUAGAAUUUUAGACUCAAAUUCAAAUACAAGCGAGGUUGAUGAAAUAUAUCGUCAUAUAACAAUUGAUUUUCAAAUAUUUCCUUCGUUCAAGGGAAAGAAGUUACGAACUUUGUUGUCCUUUCCUAAACAGAAAAAUAGAAAUAGGAGUGAGACGAUUUGGAAUUUAAUAAUUUCAAACUGUAGGUGUUUGCGUGUGUUAAAAUUGGAUGAUUUAGAUCUUGAUAUAGUUCCACGCUCCAUUCAUAAGUUGAAACAUCUGAAGUACCUUGAUCUCUCUUGGAAUGGAGAUCUUCAGAUCCUCCCGAAGAGUAUUUGCAAGUUACUAAAUUUGCAAGUGCUGAAACUUGACCAUUGUUGGGAGCUUCAAGAAUUGCCAGAGAAGAUUGAAAAAUUGGUGAAUCUUACCCAUCUUUUAUGUAGCAGUUGUUGGAGUUUAACUCAUAUGCCACGUGGAAUAGGGAAGCUGACUUCGCUUCAGACGUUAAGCCGGUUUGUGGUGGAUGAACGUGGUUCCGAUGGUGCUGCUGCUGCUGCAGAUCUAAGUGAAUUGGGUGGACUUAACAAUUUGAGGGGAAAUCUAAGUAUGAAAAAUUUGGGAUUGGUGAAAAAUGCAAAAGAGGAGUUCAGGGCUGCUAAUUUGAAAGAGAAGCAACAUUUGGAAUCAUUGGAUUUAGAAUGGGGCGACACUACAGAUGAUGAAGAGAAGUCACUCGAAGACCUCCAGCCCCAUCCUAAUCUGAAGGUGCUCUAUUUGGAUGGAUGGAGGGGCAAUGCCAAGAUUCCGAGCUGGCUUUCUUUGCUCACAAAUUUGAAAGUCUUAUCUAUAGAACGAAGUCCCUAUUUGGCGGAAAGAUGUCAGAAGGACAUUGGUGAGGAUUGGCAUAAGAUUGCUCACAUCCCACGCAUUUGGGUGCAUCGGAGAUUGGUGCAAAACCUUGAGUAGGGCAUUGGAGUGUUUCAAGUAUAUAAAUAUAUGCAGAAAAAGAGCAUGAGUUUCUUCAACAGCUGAUCCAUUCCACUUGAUACCAAAUAAAUUUAUUCCGGAAGGUAAUCAAUAUCACCCAAUUCUUUACUACCCGAGUUCAAAAUAAUCCAAAAACAAGUAUCACUAAUCAUUUCGCCAUUAUUAUCGCAUUCUCUUUGCAGCAAAACUGACAAGGCUUUCUUAUGAUGUAACUAAUGUGAUGUGGACAGGACUAAGAAGCUUGCAAUGCUUGUCUUGCGGAUUGCUUAUUUUCAACAUGCUUCUACUCCAUGCUCUGCUUCUCAAUUGAUCAUGUAAAAAUGACAUAAAUUUCCUUGUAACUUUCGAUUGAUCCAAUAAAAUUUGACAUAAACGGUGACCAAAUUGAACAUGUCUCAGAUGACACCGACAUAAAUAUGA